Molecule: messenger RNA, 6073 nt
Organism: Salvelinus fontinalis (brook trout)
Lineage: Eukaryota; Metazoa; Chordata; Actinopteri; Salmoniformes; Salmonidae
Product: guanine nucleotide-binding protein subunit beta-4
Exons: 11
Coding region: 516-1538 (340 amino acids)
Biological process (GO): G protein-coupled receptor signaling pathway
Cellular component (GO): heterotrimeric G-protein complex; cytoplasm
Molecular function (GO): signaling receptor complex adaptor activity; protein binding
Source: RefSeq, a predicted model, not a curated record
AGCCACAGCUGUAACCGAUACAACAUGAUGAAGGAAUAAUAAAUGCAGUCGGAGGUUAACGCUCCGUCAACAUUUUUAAAACAAUAUCAAAUGUGUCCAGACCUCUGCAAUAGCUUUUUACGCACAUCAUCGUAACUAUUUGUUUCUUGUACUCCGUUCUUUCCUUUUAUUGAGGGAGCUGGCAGACAAUACCAUUUCCUGUGGGUAAAACAAAGCUAUUGCGACACGAUUGAUUUGCUCAUUCUUGUACAAGAAAAACGGACACUUAACACACUCUGCCAACCCGGAUGUCCUAGCUGUGUCUGAAUCCUGGCUUAGGAAGACCACCAAAAACUCUGAAAUCUCCAUCCCUAACUACAACAUUUUCAGACAAGAUAGAACGGCCAAAGGGGGCGGUGUUGCAAUCUACUGCAGAGAUAGCCUGCAGAGUUCUGUCCUACGAUCCAGGUAUCAACUCGUCUGUGUGUGUUUUUUUUUUACAAACCCAGUAUUCCUGAACACAUCACAGAGGGACAAUGAGUGAGCUGGAACAGUUACGGCAGGAAGCAGAGCAACUACGCAAUCAAAUCCGGGAUGCUAGGAAAGCCUGUAGUGACUCCACUCUUUCACAGAUCACAGCUGGUCUGGACUCAGUGGGCCGGAUACAGAUGAGGACGCGGCGUACUCUCAGGGGCCACCUCGCCAAGAUCUAUGCAAUGCACUGGGGCACCGACUCCAGGUUACUUGUAAGCGCCUCCCAAGAUGGCAAAUUAAUCAUUUGGGACAGUUACACAACUAACAAGAUGCAUGCCAUCCCGCUGCGCUCCUCCUGGGUGAUGACCUGUGCCUACGCGCCCUCUGGGAACUACGUGGCGUGCGGAGGCCUGGACAACAUCUGUUCUAUCUACAGCCUGAAGACCCGUGAGGGAAAUGUGCGCGUCACCCGCGAGCUACCCGGACACACAGGCUAUUUGUCUUGCUGUCGUUUCCUGGAUGACAACCAGAUUGUCACUAGUUCCGGGGACACAACCUGUGCUUUAUGGGACAUCGAGACGGGUCAGAUGGCCACUAGCUUUACGGGCCACACUGGGGACGUGAUGAGCCUGUCCCUCAGUCCAGACUUCAAGACCUUUGUGUCGGGGGCCUGUGACGCCUCCUCCAAGCUGUGGGAUGUCCGGGACGGCAUGUGCAGGCAGUCCUUCACUGGCCACGUGUCCGACAUUAACGCUGUCUGCUUCUUCCCCAACGGCAACGCCUUCACCACGGGCUCGGACGACGCCACCUGCCGCCUGUUCGACCUGCGCGCCGACCAAGAGCUGAUGAUAUACUCGCACGACAACAUCAUCUGCGGCAUCACCUCAGUGGCCUUCUCCAAGAGUGGCCGUCUGCUGCUGGCCGGCUACGACGACUUCAACUGCAACGUGUGGGACACCCUCAAGGCCGAGCGUGCAGGUGUCCUGGCCGGUCACGACAACAGGGUGAGCUGUUUAGGCGUGACAGACGACGGCAUGGCUGUAGCCACGGGCUCAUGGGACAGUUUCCUCAGAAUCUGGAAUUAAACCCUCCAGCUCACGUCCUCCCCCCCCACCAUCCCACCCACCCAUACUACUGGGCUGGACUUGAGGGUGAACACUGUCUCCCACCACCACCUUCCACCCGUCCAAUCCACAGCCGGCACCGCUGGGAGAAAGUAAUAACUCUUUCUACCUUUUCCAGGUGACAUUUUUUUUUGCCCACCAAUUAAAACCACAGAGCUUUCAGUACCCACCGUUAGAAUGGCCAAUCAAAAAACACAAAAAUUCCGAAACGGGAUGAAGAGAAAAAAAAGCGAGAAAAACCCCCCAAACCCUCGCAACCCCUCUUGUUUUUGGACAGGGGGGGCACUAGAGCGCAUGUUACCGUGGUUACCGCCAAAUUAGAGGACAGUCCGUGUGUAAUAUGUAUAUAUAAAUACAGUAUAUAUGCAUAGCAUUAUGUGUGUGUAUAUAUAUAUGCAUAUAUAAUGUGUAUGUAUAUAUUUUUGUAGUUUUUAUCCCACCCUUUUUUGUUUAAUUUGCCUUAAAUUGUUUAAUGUAUAUAAUAUUCACAGUACUAGACGAUAACACAAUUCUGAUUUUGUCACUUGCCUCAUGUACAACAUAAUGGACAUUUCUGUGUGUGUGUGCACGUGUGAUGGUCUACCCGGCAAAGGCAUGCACACAUGUACUGUAACUAAAAUACUGUAUAUUCAUGUUGAUGAUAGGUAACGAUAUGAGUUAUGAACUGGUGGCAUUCCUCUCAACAAACAUGUUGUUUUUUUGGAACACAACUGUUGUGGUCGUUUUGUAGAGACGGACUAAUAAGGUUAGUUUUUUUUUUAGUCAUGCCGCAGUUUUAGCCAAAUCCCUUUUUCUAGAAACUAGUUCAACUGGGCUGUGAUACACAGCCACUGUAGUUAUUGGAGGCACAGUCUCUCUGCAGUCUAACAAACUCAAAACAGCGUGAAACUACAGCCUCGAGCCCUUACAAACGGGGUCUUGAGCUAAGUUCAAAACCGCGAUUGUAUGGCAAAUAGUAUUACAUCACGCCCAUGCCUUGCAAAUCAACAAUAGUGUGAUAUGUAAUACAUAUGUUGCGAUCAAUUACUAAUAGAGGCUUUACUGCAUAUACCCCAAAGGCCAAAGCCUUUACAUUUAACCAUUUAUUUAACUAGGCAAGUCAGUUAAGAACAAUUUCUUAUUUACAAUGGCAGCCUCCAUCUGACCACUGAGGAUAGGGAAAUCUAGGGCCCAAUGGUAUCAAACGUAGGGCUCCAAACUGACAGGGGAGGGUUCCAAGGAAUGUGAUCAUGGGGCUACUGUGAGCUAGCUCAGGCCUAUAUCAUAGGACUAAAGAAGUACAGAGAAUUGGAAAUGCUUGCAGUCUAUACCGUCUCUACCAGAGGCUGGUCAGUCGACGCAUUAAGAUGUGAAAAAAAUGACUGCUCAAUGAGCUGUGAGUAAAUCCUGUCAUUCCUUCCCUGAGUGGACUCGAGGGAAGAUGCCUUUAAUAGCUUCUUGCUAUGUCAUCUUCAAUUUUAUUUGAGAAAUUCUUGAUAAAUCAUCAACAGGGUGGUUUAGUUGAGUGAGUAACGUUAACGCUGUUGGUUUAAAAAAUCUUGUCACUAAAAAUCACCAGUGCCACCAUAAGCCUGUAAUGUUAUUAUAAAAACAAUGUUGGUCCUUAUUUAACACUUUUUUUUUUUUUUUCUCACCAAAACAAAUGUUAUCAACAGUUUUAAGUAUUGCUGGAGAAGAAAGUUAACUUGGUAGAGGGCUAGAUUAUGCCCCUCAAAUGUAAGCAAAGAACACAUGCAACAUACUUCCCAACAGCAGGGAGGAGGUACAGGUAACUGCCAAAAGGAUGUAAAUGAGGGAUACAACGUGUAUUGAAAGCAGGUGCUUCCACACAGGUGUGGAUCCUGAGUUAAGAAAUUAACACCCCAUCAUGCUUAGGGUCAUGUAUUAAAAUGCUGGGCAGGUCAUUAUUUUGGCUACCAUGGCUAUGCCCCCAUAGGAUGACAAUGCCCCCAUCCACAGGGCACGAGUGGUCACUGAAUGGUUUGAUGAGAAUGAAAACAAUGUAAGUCAUAUUCCAUGGCCUUCUCAGUCACCAGAUCUCAACGCAAUUGAAUACUUGUGGGAGAUUCUGGAGCGGUGCCUGAGAGCGUUUUCCAUCAACAAAACACCAAAUGCUGUAAUUUCUCUUGGAAGAAUUGUCGCAUCCCUCCAAUAGAGUUCCAGACACUUGUAGAAUCUCUGUCAAAGUGCAUUGAAGCUGUUCUGACAGCUCAUGGUGGCCCAACACCUUAACACACUUUAUGUUGAUGUAUUCUUUAUUUUGGCAGUUGCCUGUGUCUGUCACAAGACUUUUGUUAGUUUGUGCAUCAGUCAUCUUCCGUUUUCCUCACAAGAAAACUUUGGUUUGGAGGCAACACUUGAAUAAGGGUGCCUAUUUCUUUAGUUAUACACCCUAACUUCCUAAACAACUAUAUAUAUAUUAGUACAUGGAUUGGAUCCAUGUGGUUCGUAUUAGAAGGAUCUAUGGCUUGAGAUCAUUCUGCCAAUCUCAUUGCCAACAUUGACCGGAACUGGCCAGAAACUCACUUUUUCCAACAUUUCAGUUGACCUCAAUCACCCAGUUGCCUAAUGAGGCACCACUAUUUCAGUGGGCCCCAAGAGAACGUUAGAAGAUAAUUGUCUCGUUUAGAAAAAUUGGCACUGGGUAAAGAAUAAGGCAGGCUUUAACCUGCUAUAACAGUCAAAUGAUUUGCUGAAAUCAAGCAAUUGUGAAGCACAGAACCACAUCAGUACUAUAGUAAACACUAAAAGCCAAGCAGAUGACCACAACCGCAUGCAGUUCUCAAAAGUGUUGUAUAUUAUUUUAUACAAUUCUGAUUUCUACCAUACAAUGUUGUAUUUAUUGAUUACAAAGAGCACCCUGUGAUCAUAUAGUGAUUAUUUUUUAUUUUUUAUAUACGUUUAUUUAGUUGUAUGUUUUUAGCUGCUUUACCUGGCUUUGCAUUAAUUGGAUAAAUGUUAAAGAAAUGGCUGGUGGUUUAUUAAGCCCCAAAAACACAUCUUGGAGGUGACUUUGAUGGAAAAGUAUUCCAUAUCAGUGUUGAAGUUCUCACUGAUUCGUGUGGGUAACAUACAUGCCGGGUGUGUUAGCUUUCACAUUUGUGCCAAUGUCAUUUGCUGACCCACAGCUGUGAACUGAAAACAUGUCAUCAUUGACAAUUGACUGUUUCUCUUCGCUUGCUUACAGAAAGUGGCAGCUUUUUUUUUUUUUCUCUCCCCUAAAUCUGAAUCAAAUCAGUGUCAUUUUAUUACGCUUGGCCUGUAACAAGGUCCUCUGUUGCCCAAGUGCCCAAUAAAAGAGAAGUGCCCAGAACAUAUGGACAUUCCUUCAAUGUUAUUAAAACACUUUGUUUUCCCCAAAUUAAAUUAAUCUCAUUGUGAAUGAUGAGGAUCCAAUGAGAAAUGUGUCCCUUUUUAAGACAGGAAAGACAUAACAAAAUGGCAGGAUGAAGUUUGGUCUUUUUUUUUUUUUCACCAACAUGGCUGCCAGUGAAACAAUCCCCAACUCCUGAAAGCAAGGUUGUGUUGAUUCCUCAGCUCAUACAUCACCUGGGACAACAGAGCACCUUUGCUAUUCAUGACCAAAAAAGGAUGCCCUAUAACACUGAUAAUUGAGGCUUGACCACAGCACCCUAUAAGAUGCACCGAUAUUAACGAUUUUAACCUGAAAUAGUGACCGCAUUGAAAUGUGCCUGUGCAGUCCCACUGAUCAUGUUGGUUAGCUGGGACCAAUGGUUUCUAGGCUUCAGUAGUCGAAGGUGCUCCACCUCCCUGUAUUUGACCAUGUCAUUGUAUUUCUUUACGGUCUUCUAUAGUUGUAUUCAUCAUAUGAAAUGACUAUUUGGUAAGAGCAGCCAUGACAACGAGUAUCCUACCUGAUGGGAUGCUGAGCCUCAGGCUGCAACGAACAGUGUGUGUGAUGUUUUUUUUAAGUCUCCUUGACAUAUAUAUUCAGUCAUUAAAAAGCCUGAGAGUGUACUUGCCUGGAUUUCCAGGUCUAAGCAAAAGUAAGGAAGCAGCAUGUGUUCUGUUGACUUGUGGACAGUCUUGCCUUGGGGAUUGAGGUAGAAUAUUAUCAAAGCAGUAUUUUUAGAGGUGCGCCUUUUACGUCUUCAGAGUUUGGACAAAGUUCUGAAAACGGAGGCGCGUGUAUAGAGAAAAACAAACAGACGUUGAUAAUAAGCAUUACAUUUAGUGAUCACCACAAACACAAAGGAAUGCACUGCCUUUUGGCUGUUGGAUCUAUUGGGACAGUCUUAAUAGAUAUAUCUUUAUUUAUUUGUUUGUGUUUUAAGCCAGUGAAACCCAGGGACUUGGUGCCAUGAUGAAUCUGACAGUGCUAUUGUGUGACAUUAUAAUCACUUGUUAUGGAAUAAGUUUUUUAUAUAGUCUUUCACACCAGAUUUUUUUUUUUUGUAUUUGUACAGUGGCUUGGUGAUACUGAUGGGUUGCCAGGAGUUGAUAUUGUAACCAAUAAAAAAAGCUUUUCACAAGGA